Molecule: messenger RNA, 2772 nt
Organism: Penaeus vannamei (Pacific white shrimp)
Lineage: Eukaryota; Metazoa; Arthropoda; Malacostraca; Decapoda; Penaeidae
Source: RefSeq, a predicted model, not a curated record
AAAAAACAGAAAAAAUAGGAAAAAAAAAUAGUCCAAUUUCCUGAAAGCCCAAGAUGAAGAAAUCCAAAGUGGACUGGAGUCGCUUCGGCCUCGUGUCUGACGGGGACACCGACGCCUCGGAGACCACGCGGCUGAAGGACCCGGCGCUCGAGGAAGGAUACUACGGAGGCCAGGACGCCGAGCUCUUCGCCGAGGAGAAGGGCGACACGCCGUGGUGGAAGAGCACCUUCUUCGUGAGCGAGCGCGUCCUCUUCGGCACCUGGGAUGGCGUCUUCACCUCCUGCCUCGUCAACCUCCUGGGCGUCAUCGUCUUCCUGAGGGUGGGCUGGGUCGUCGGCGAGGCGGGCGUCCCUCUCGCGGCCCUCGUCGUCGUCGUCUCCGUGGUCGUGGUGCUGACGUCCGUGGUGUCAGCGGUGGGGAUCUGCGAGCGGACGCGGGUGGAGAGCGGGGGCGUCUACUUCCUCAUCUCGCACGUCCUCGGCUCGCAGGUGGGCGGCGCCGUCGGCCUCGUCUACUGCUUCGGGCAGGCCGUUGGCAUCUCUCUCUGCGUCGCUGGCUUCGGGGAGUCCAUGGUGGAGCUGCUGGACCUGUCGUGGUCGUGGUCGGAGAAGGCCUUCGCUGCGGGCGCCCUGCUCCUGCUGGCGCUCAUCAACGUCGCGGGCGUCAAGUGGGUCAUCAAGGUGCAGUUCCUCCUGCUGCUGCUCGUCCUCCUCGCCGCCUUGGACUUCAUCUUCGGCAGCUUCUUGGACCACUCCGACGGUGAAACCGGGCGUGACGGCUGGUCGGCGGUCACGUGGGCCAACAACACCUCCCCGGGCUACUCGACGGGGAAUUCCUGGUUCACGGUGCUGGGCGUGUUCUUCCCGACGGUCACGGGCAUCAUGGCAGGGAUCAACAUGUCUGGGGAUCUCAGGAGCCCGGCGAAGGACAUCCCCGUGGGCACGCUGUCGGCGCUGGGACUCAGCACGGUGCUUUAUAUGGUGUUCAUCUUGGUCCUCGGCGCCACCGUCCAGAGGGAGGUACUUCUGCGGGACUACAUGAUCACGGAGAAGGUUUCUGCAUUAGGUGUGCUUCUCCUGGCCGGGCUCUACACCAGCACGCUCUCCUCGACGCUGGCCUCGCUCUACGGCACACCGCGGGUCCUCCAGUCCAUCGCCAGCCAGAACGUCGUGCCCAUCCUGUCGCCGCUGGCCCAGGGGCGAGGACCCAACAAAGUGCCGGUGCUGGCGCUGGUGGUGACCGUGGUGGUGACCCUCGUCUUCCUCCUGGUGGGGCGCAUCAACACCCUGGCGCCCAUCGUCACCAUGCCCUACCUGGCCACCUACGCCGCCAUCGACUACGCCUAUUUCGCCCUCGCGAUGACGGCCGACCUGCAGAGGGCGCGGGAGGCGAGGUUCAGAGGUCAGACAUUCGGGACGCCGACGUUUGACUCCCGAGGACUUGGGGGAAACACUGACCUCGAUCACCUGUUCCCUGAGAGAGUCACUCACAAAAAGGUGAUCACGACGGCCGCGAGCUCUGGCACCUCGAGCUUAGUGUCAUCCCCGGACGACCACUCCAGCAUCAAGUCCGACACCGAGCCAUCUGCCAAGGAGGAGGAGAAUGGCGGAACGGGCGCCAGUGAAGACCUGCUGCCUGGCAUGGGCGCCCCUGGGGACUUCCUCGCUAUCACGGGGAAGCCUACCCACUGGUACUCCCACCUGUGCAAUCGCUGGCUCUCUCUGAUAGGGGUGGGCGUGAAGGUGGCUAUGAUGGUGUGCGUCCACUGGGCCUACAGUCUCACCACGCUGCUCACCAUGCUGCUUCUCUACGUCUACAUAGGCCAGGCUGCUCCCGGGGGUCCUCCUGGCAUCGCUAUGGAAUUCGUCUUCCUGAGGUGGCUGAAGAACAGGUUUUUGGCGUGUUUUGGACAGAGGUCAGCCGAGUACGACCAGGUAGUCGUGACCCCCUUGCAUCCCGGAGUCGAGGUCACGGCCAAUCAGCUGACAGAGGAGAACGAGGACUUCGCCGCCAGGUCGCGCUACCACCAGUCGACGCCAGGCCAAGCGCUCCCCGACCUCACGGAGCAGCAGUAGCCACCGUCAGCAUAGUCGUCGUCAGUCUCGGUUUCGCUGGCGUGGAGGUCGUCUGAGCAACACUCUAGCUACAGCCUUUGUGGAAGAGGUCGUUUUCUGUACCGCAUGGAGGGAGAUAUCUAUUCAGUGUAUUGUAGUGUAUCUACAUCUGUGUUGGUGUGUAUGUGUGUGUAUACACUCGUUAUACUUAACUUCGUGUAUGGAAGCGCCUCUAGAUAAGUGUGUUGAUCCGCUGUUCAAAUUCUCAAGUGAGACACGAGAAAUUGCUGCUUUAUGAAAUUUCUGGUCUGUUUUGCGUUGCGAACAUUUGCAGAGUGUUUAAAGAUACAUAUUCUUAAUGUGAUUCAGUUAAUUCCACAUUGAAGUGACGAGCGAAACAAAACCACAGAACAGGUUAAGAUUUGGAAAGUAUAAACAUUGCAAACUGACCCAGAAUUAGGUCUGGAAGAUGGACCGAAAGGGCUUGUGACUGGGUAGUGAAUCGCGCAGUUUCAAGGGACAGUUAGUCAGAUGUUUUAUUCGGGGCAAAACAGUGACGGUGCGCGAAAGUGGGGGAGCAGCGAUGCGUUCCGCUUAAUCUCUAGUUAUUACUACCUCGGUGUGCACGUAUAUUUUAGGUCACACACACACACUCUCUCUCACAGACACACACACUCUCUCUCUUUCUCUCUCACACACACACUCUCUCUUUCUCUCU